Molecule: messenger RNA, 1839 nt
Organism: Sinocyclocheilus grahami
Lineage: Eukaryota; Metazoa; Chordata; Actinopteri; Cypriniformes; Cyprinidae
Product: receptor-binding cancer antigen expressed on SiSo cells-like
Exons: 7
Coding region: 275-913 (212 amino acids)
Cellular component (GO): secretory granule
Source: RefSeq, a predicted model, not a curated record
ACUCCAGUUCCCUGUUGGUGUGAGGUGGUACAGUGAAGGAACGAUGGCUGCCUGCAUCAGAGUAAUAUGGAGGAGAAUGACCACCUUGACAGUCGCUAUCCAUAAUGGGUCUGCUCUCCUGGACGCUUUCUUUGCCAAAACACACUAAUUCCCCUGUUUCGUCCCAUCUGUAGAGACCAAGUGUUGUGUUUGCAUCAGUCUGCUUGCUAGCUCCGCGCUAUGUUUCUACCCACAUCAACUCUCUUUAAUUGACCUGACCGAUAUCACUCAUAACAUGGCCAUCACACAGUUUCGCCUUUUUAAAAUAUGCACCUGCUUGGCAUCUAUUCUGUCAUUCUUGAAAAGACUGAUUUGUAGGGCUGGAAGGUCACGCAAGCUAAGCGGGGAUCAGAUCACCCUUCCGACCACAGUUGAUUAUUCCUCUGCAUCAAAACAGUUGGAGAUUGAGGAGUGGAGCUCAUGGGAUGAGGAAGCUCCCACCAGUAUCAGAAUUGAAGGUGGUAACGGGAUAGUUCCACCUCCACAGAAUGAAGCUGAAGAAGAAGAGCCAGACUACUUCAAAGACAUGGCUCCCACCAUCAGGAAAACACAAAAGAUUGUCUUGAAAAAAAGGGAACCUCUGAAUCUCUCUAUGCCAGACAGCUCUUCAGGUUUCUCCAGCCGACUAGCUGCCACUCAGGACAUGUCCUUCAUCCAGCCCUCUUCGGAGCUGGGGGACCUUGACACCUGGCAGGAGGACACCAAUGCCUGGGAGGAUGAGGCAGAUGCAGCCUGGGAGGCAGAGGAAGUGCUGAGGCAGCAGAAGCUGGCUGAGAGAGAGAGACGUGCCAUAGAGCAACAGAGGAAGAAAAUGGAGAAAGAGGCACAGAGAAUGAUGAAAAAAGAGCAGAAGAUUGCUGUCAAACUUUCAUAACAUUAAUACAGUGCACCGGACACUCAAAGCAACAGCCAAACAACUGUUCAUAUUACAUUUGACCUGGUUUUGUCCUGCCCCCACCAUACUACUGUCUUCACCUCUUUGGGAUAUUUUUUAGUCCAUCAGCCAUAUUAGGGAUUUUUUUAUGUUUAUUUCUUUGGGUUUUCGUUUUGUAUUGGACUGAACACAGCACAAAGAAUCUUCCCUUUUGUUUUUGAGGUAUUGUGACUGUUCUUACUGUGCGCUUGAUGAAAGAAAAAAUAUGUUUGUUUUUUUCUGUCAGUAUUUAUAACACUUGAAUGAUUUGUCCAGAACAACAUUUUUUUUUUUAUCAUGGGCUUAAUUGUGAAUAAUCCUUCAAGACCUUAUAUUUUAAUCUUGAUUUUUCCAAAGACAAAAAUUUGAGUCAAGGAAUUAAUAAUUGUCCGUGUGAAUGGAGAGCAGAGAUAUUCAGUAUGUACUGAGGCUCAAAGAAAGCGCUUUUAAGAGAUGUGGGUUGGUCAUCAUGGAAACGCUGAAAUUUUUUAAAUAUCCAAAUUGGCAACCAAACCAUCUUUUAUCUUUAGUAAGACUGUUUACUGAGGAGAGCAUUGACUAAGAGAAAAACAUUCACAAUUUAUUUUAAAGCAAUUUCACCAGGGGAACGACUUGUCUUUUGCUAUUAAAGAAUUGAUUUUCUCUUGAAUAUAAAUUGAUCAUGUUUAUUGAUAAAAUGAGGAUCAUGGUGGUGCUGAAAUUAACUUCUGCAUGCUGUGAUUAUUAAGGAACAUGAAGCCAUGAGAGCCACAGGUACAGAUAAUGAAAAACUGAAUAAAAUCACACCUUUUGCUGUGAUUUAUGUUUCCCGCUCAUGCCUUUUUAAGUUGUUUUUACCAUUUUUCACAGUGCAUCCUUAGCUGUAAUAAACAUUUCAGUUAUCUGUU